This is a messenger RNA of Sphenostylis stenocarpa, 924 nucleotides long. The record is from the annotation of a GenBank genome assembly. NCBI's taxonomy places the organism in Eukaryota, Viridiplantae, Streptophyta, Magnoliopsida, Fabales, Fabaceae.
AUGACAGAGAAAUGGUCUGAUCUGCCUCGUGACCUACUCUCACAAAUUGCUAAUGGUUUAGGGCUUAUUGACUUUCUCAGUUUCCGUGGUGUUUGCAAAGAUUGGAACACUGCUUCCUCCCAACUAUCACCAGAUGAUAACGCCAUUCUGUAUGAUCCUUGGUUUCUCCAGUAUGGAGGGGAAGGUUCUGAGUGUUCCUUGGUAAGCGACCAGAACAAGUGUUACACCAUCAACCUUCCAGAACUUGAUGGAGCAACGUGCCUUGCAUCAUAUGAAGGGUGGUUGCUUCUCUUUGUUGAUGAGUCAUUGUUCUUCUUUUCCCCUUUCUCCAAAGCAAGAAUAGAGCUUCCAAGUUGUCCUUUAAAUGACGUAUCUGAUCAUGUUGGAGCUUUUUCGGCAGUCCCCACUUCUGAAGAUUGCAUGGUUGUGCUGCUUGACAGUAGCAGUGAUACAGAAUUACGUCUGUUCAUUCUUCGCAGAGGAGAAAAUGAAUGGGGUCAUAGUUGCUUUUCGGGUUACAAGUUUAGUAAAAUAACAACAGCUUUGUUUUAUGAAAACAAAGAAUUUCAUUUUUUGGAUGGAGAUAGUGGUUUGGUUACUUUCAACCCUUCUACUCCAACCAAACAAUGGAACAAGUUGUACAUGCGUAUGUCCACAGACAAAUCUUCUCCGUCUACAUUGUUGAAUUAUAUGAUACGUAAGAAUACUCUUCAAAUGAAGCAUGAUAGGAGAGAAAUAGGAUUAUUGAAUGCAAAUGAUUCAAUUUCUACAUGUGGGACUGUAGUUCCACACUUCAGUGGUCUAUGUGAUUGGAUAAUUCGGAGUGAAUGCAUUGAGGCAAAAACUCAGCCAGAAAGCCGUCGUCUUAAAGGAGUAUGGAUCCAGCCCAGAUAUAUUUAUGUUUCUCCCACCCAAACGUGGUAA